Messenger RNA from Hevea brasiliensis (rubber tree), 747 nucleotides. RefSeq lists its product as uncharacterized. The transcript has a single exon. Lineage: Eukaryota; Viridiplantae; Streptophyta; Magnoliopsida; Malpighiales; Euphorbiaceae. Bases 7 to 585 code for a protein of 192 amino acids. The record is from RefSeq and is a predicted model, not a curated record.
UCAUUCAUGAACGCUAUGCAAGUUAUAAAUUCGGUUAGCCAAAUUUUGCAUCUACAGAACAAAAAAGUAGCAACACAGACAUCUGAAAUAUCAAAUAUGUUGAUACUAUCAUCACCACCAGCAACGACCUCUCUAGUGUCAGUACGACAUCGUCGUUUCAGUGUCAACAACACAAGGUUCCGCCGACGACUCAAGGUCACAAGCAUGGCAAAGGAGACCAGUGAAGAAGGCAACAGCGCUGUCGAGAUAGCUGCAAUCACCGGUGGAUUAGUCGCAACUCCAGUCAUUGGGUGGUCUCUUUACACCCUGAAGACGACAGGCUGUGGACUUCCACCCGGGCCUGGAGGCUCGAUAGGGGCAUUAGAAGGGGUGAGCUACCUGAUAGUUGUGGGGAUUAUAGGGUGGUCACUGUACAGCAAGGCCAAAACUGGAUCUGGUCUGCCCAAUGGUCCAUUUGGGUUGCUGGGAGCUGUAGAAGGAUUAUCAUACUUGUCAUUGCUUGCCAUUUUGGUUGUGUUUGGAUUGCAGUUCCUUGACAAGGGUUACAUUCCAGGGCCAGUCCCUGGCGAUCAGUGUUUCGGCUGAGGAAGAUAAGCUGGUACGGGCCACCAACCAUUGUUGUAUCUUAAACUUGCGGCCUUGGUUUAUCCUAUAAUUUCUGCUUUUCUGUAUUUAAUUUUUGUGGAUAAUCAUCCUCCAAUUUAUUUCUUCAGUUUUUAUGGCAUUAACCGCUGUCGUUUUGCUGUA